CCGCAGGUGCCCCUCACCACCCUCACAGAGACUGCCGUUUCCGGCCUGCACCCCAACACUCCGGGCCCCGUCACCUACCAGGCCAGACCAGCGAGGCGAGGGCGCCGGGAAGCCAGGGUCUCUCAUCUCUGCCCCCGACCCGGACGGGGCUCUUCUGACAGCCGCCUGAGAUCCAGGCUGGGGCCUGGGUCUGUCCUUGCCCGAGACCCAUGCCGGACCCCAUGCCAGACUCCCUCACGGGCGGCCAGGCCCCGCAGCCCGCUCAGGACACGGUCGGGCUGGUGGACCAGAGUCUGAAAAAUGCAGGGGCCUCCGGUUCUGCCCCCGUCUUGGAAGAAGAGGGCACAGACCCCUGGGCCCUCCCACAGCUGAAGGGCACUGGCCAGUCCUGGAGAGAGCUCAGCGUGGCCGGCAGGGUGAGGCGGGUGGCCAUCGGCUUCCUGAAGACUUGCGGGCUCCUGGGCUGCCUCUACCUCUUCAUCUGCUCCCUAGACAUCCUGAGCUCUGCCUUCCAGCUGGUGGGCAGCAAGGUGGCCGGGGACCUCUUCAAGGAUAACGUGGUGCUGUCCAACCCUGUGGCCGGCCUGGUCAUCGGCGUGCUCGUCACGGUCCUCGUGCAGAGCUCCAGCACAUCCUCCUCCAUCGUGGUCAGCAUGGUGGCCUCCAAGCUGCUGACUGUGAAGGCGUCUGUCCCCAUCAUCAUGGGCGUCAACGUCGGCACGUCCAUCACCAGCACCCUGGUGUCCAUGGCCCAGUCGGGGGACCGAGACGAGUUCCGGAGGGCCUUUGGGGGCUCAGCUUUGCAUGGCAUCUUCAACUGGCUCACAGUGCUGGUCAUGCUGCCCCUGGAGAGCGCCUCGGCCGCGCUGGAGAGGCUCAGCGAGCUGACCCUGGGCUCUACCAGCCUGCAGCCGGGGACGCAAACCCCCGACAUCCUCAAGGUGCUGACACAGCCCCUCACACACCUCAUCGUGCAGCUGGACCCCGACGUGCUGGCGGCCAGCGCCAGCGGCAACGCCACCAACAGCAGCCUCAUUAAACGGUGGUGCGGGAGCAAGGAACCGGCUGCGGGGAACAGCAGCGACUGCGGAGACCUCUGCCCGGGGAACAGCAGCUCGGCCUCGCAGCUGAUACACUGCCACCACCUGUUUGCCAGCACGGAGCUCUCGGACCUGGCGGUGGGCUUCAUCCUGCUGGCCGCCUCGCUGCUGGUGCUCUGCUCCUGCCUGGUGCUCAUCGUCAAGCUGCUCAACUCCGUGCUGCAGGGCCGCGUGGCCGGGGUGGUGCGGGCGGUCAUCAACGCGGACUUCCCCGUCCCCUUCUGCUGGCUCCCCGGGUACCUGGCCAUCCUGGUGGGCGCCGGCCUCACCUUCGUGCUGCAGAGCAGCAGCGUCUUCACCGCCGCCAUCGUGCCGCUCAUGGGGGUCGGGGUGAUCAGCCUGGAGCGGGCAUACCCCCUCUUCCUGGGGUCCAACAUCGGCACCACCACCACGGCCCUGCUGGCCGCCUUGGCCAGCCCCUCGGACAUGCUGCUCAGUGCUGUCCAGGUGGCCCUCAUCCACUUCUACUUCAACCUGGCUGGCAUUCUGCUGUGGUAUGUGGUACCCGUGCUGCGGCUGCCCAUCCCACUGGCCAAGAGCUUCGGGAACCUGACCGCGCGCUACCGCUGGGUGGCUGUCGCCUACCUGCUGCUUAGCUUCCUGCUGCUGCCGCUGGCUGCCUUCGGGCUCUCCCUGGCAGGGGGCGUGGUGCUGGCUGCCGUCGGGGGGCCCCUGCUGGGCGUGCUGUUCCUCGUCGUGGCUGUCAACCUCUUGCAGCGGCACCGGCCGGGCUGGCUGCCCCGCCGCCUGCGGUCCUGGGCCUGGCUCCCUCGCUGGCUCCGCUCCCUGGAGCCCUGGGACCGCCUGGUGACCCGCUGCUGCCCCUGCCGGGCCUGCAGCUCCCCACUGGCCACCAGCAAAGAGGCUUACUGCUACGACAACCCCGAGGUCCUGGCGUCCCAGCCGCUGUGAGGGCUGGGCCG
This is a messenger RNA of Talpa occidentalis (Iberian mole), 2023 nucleotides long. RefSeq names its product solute carrier family 34 member 3 (gene SLC34A3). Gene Ontology annotation, biological process: intracellular phosphate ion homeostasis; sodium-dependent phosphate transport. NCBI's taxonomy places the organism in Eukaryota, Metazoa, Chordata, Mammalia, Eulipotyphla, Talpidae. The transcript has 14 exons. The coding region runs from base 210 to 2012 and encodes 600 amino acids. Gene Ontology annotation, molecular function: sodium:phosphate symporter activity. Gene Ontology annotation, cellular component: brush border; apical plasma membrane; vesicle. The record is from RefSeq and is a predicted model, not a curated record.